AUGGCUACUAUGGAUGUUCCGACGAGCAAGAGUGGAUUUUCCCUUGUUUUACAGAAUCCCUAUCUAUGCGGCGUUGCAUCGUUCUCAACGCUGGGCGGUCUGUUAUUUGGCUAUGACCAAGGCGUCAUAAGCGGUGUCAUUACAAUGGAGUCCUUCGGGGCUCGGUAUCCGCGUGUUUUCGCCGACAGCGGGUUCAAGGGCUGGUUUGUGUCAACGCUAUUGUUGGCUGCCUGGCUUGGAUCCUUGAUCAAUGGACCUAUUGCCGAUCGAAUUGGGCGGAAGAGGUCGAUUAAUGUCGCCGUGGUGGUUUUCACUAUUGGCUCUGCUAUCCAAUGCGCGGCGAUGAAUAUCCCGAUGUUGUUUGCUGGUCGGGCUAUUGCUGGUUUGGCGGUUGGACAGCUGACAAUGGUUGUGCCUUUGUACAUCUCUGAGGUUUCGAUCCCGGAUAUUCGUGGUGGACUUGUGGUUCUACAGCAAUUAUCUGUCACUCUUGGUAUCCUUUUCAGUUAUUGGAUCGAUUAUGGAACGAACUAUAUUGGUGGAACCCGCUGCGCUCCCGAUAUCCCAUACUCAGGUGGCACUGUUGCUAAGCCUACCUUCGAUCCGUACCACGACGUUCCUAUUGGCGGCUGCAAUGGACAAUCAGAAGCAUCGUGGCGAUUUCCUCUCGCUCUUCAGAUUCUUCCAGCGCUUAUUCUAGGCGUCGGAAUGCUUUUCUUCCCGGACUCGCCACGCUGGCUUUUAAUGAAGGAACGAGACGAUGAAUCACUAACAGCUCUGUCAAAGCUACGCCGACAGCCUCGUGACAGCCCUAUGCUGGUCAACGAAUACCUCGAGAUCAAGGCCUCUAUCAUGCUGGAGAAUACUUUCGCUAGAGAGAACUUCCCCAACCUAUCAGGAUACAAGUUACACAUGGCCCAGUACAUGUCGUUUGUGACAACGUGGGCCCGCUUUAAACGGCUGGCUAUUGGGUGCAUCGUGAUGUUCUUCCAGCAGUUCAUGGGUUGCAAUGCCAUGAUCUACUAUGCACCUACGAUAUUCGCCCAGUUAGGGUUGGAUGGCAACACCACUUCCCUGCUUGCCACUGGUGUCUAUGGCAUAGUCAACUGCCUGAGUACCCUUCCGGCGCUCUUUUUCAUCGACAAAGUUGGUCGGCGGCCGCUGCUCAUGGCCGGUGCUACGGGAACCUGCAUCUCGUUGGCCAUUGUUGGUGGAAUCUUGGGUGGAUAUGGAUCUGGUCUGGUGGAUAAUAAGUCGGCAGGGUGGGCUGGCAUUGCAUUCAUUUACAUCUACGACAUCAAUUUCUCUUAUUCGUUUGCCCCUAUUGGUUGGGUUCUUCCUUCUGAGAUCUUCAAUCUAUCUAUCAGGUCCAAGGCAAUUUCCAUUACGACCUCCGCUACAUGGAUGUGCAAUUUCAUUAUUGGCCUUGUCACGCCGGACAUGCUCGAGUCCAUCACUUGGGGCACCUACAUCUUCUUCGCUGCAUUCUGUCUCCUCGCCCUGGGGUUCACUUUCUUCUGUAUUCCUGAAACCCGAGGAAAGACACUCGAAGAUAUGGACCUCAUCUUCGGCGAUACAGCCGCACACGAAGAAAAGAAACGCAUCAAGCACAUCGAAGCUGAACUGCGCGGCACUCCUAUCGAAGAAGAUGAUGGAUUUAUGAAGCCUGCUGAUCAACACGCGGAACAUGUCGAGACUUGA
Molecule: messenger RNA, 1701 nt
Organism: Penicillium soppii
Lineage: Eukaryota; Fungi; Ascomycota; Eurotiomycetes; Eurotiales; Aspergillaceae
Product: sugar porter family MFS transporter
Exons: 8
Coding region: 1-1701 (566 amino acids)
Biological process (GO): transmembrane transport; carbohydrate transport
Cellular component (GO): membrane
Molecular function (GO): carbohydrate:proton symporter activity
Source: RefSeq, a predicted model, not a curated record